UUGAUUUUGCAGCGUGAUUCGUCUGAUAAUGCAAUACCUGAAAGAGAACAAUCUGCACCGGACUUUGACCACCCUUCAGGAAGAGACCACCGUGUCUUUGAACACUGUGGACAGUAUCGAGAGUUUCGUGGCAGACAUCAACAGUGGCCAUUGGGACACUGUGCUGCAAGCUAUCCAGUCACUCAAGCUCCCUGACAAGACUUUGAUAGACUUGUAUGAACAGGUAAGACGUUGUCAUGAAUCUUGUUGGUGUGUUGCAUUUAGAAUGUGUAUGCACCAGAACUGUAUUCACCAGCUAGCUCUCUACUGCUAUGUCAAUAUGCUUUCUGUAAGAUGAGAGUUAAUAGAUUUCUUUGUUGCCCCCAGGUGGUGUUGGAGCUCAUUGAGUUGAGAGAGUUGGGAGCAGCCAGGUCUUUGUUAAGGCAAACAGACCCCAUGAUCAUGCUGAAGCAGACCCAACCAGAGAGGUACAUUCACCUGGAGAACCUACUGGCUCGCUCCUACUUUGACCCCAGAGAGGUGAGUUGACAUCUCCCAACAUUACACCCUGCACAAGGGAGAUAUAACUCCGUAUGCACUAUUUUCCAGGUUAUCUGUCAUGAGUCUGGUUAUCUGUGCAUCAGUUGUGUGCCUGAACAUCCUUUUAUUGAACACCAAAAAAUAACCUUCACUUCACUUGUGUUCCCCCUGAAAUAAAGCAUAAAGAAAUGUCCUAUAGAGUUUUGACUUUGGCAUUUGUAUCUAUUUCUUCCAUUGUCAUUCAGAAAUGACCCCUGGCCCGGUUUCCCAAAAGCAUCUUAGGGCUAAGUUCAUCAUUAGAACCUUUGUAGGAGCAUCAUUAAAUCUCUGAGCUGUGUCCCAAAACCAUUGUUACUAAAGUUGCAUUUGAAAACGCUUGUUAUUUAGAACGGCUAAGUGUGUUGUUAGAUGCAUUUUUUGCCCUUCCGUGUAACUUUAUAUACAGAAGAUCUCCGCUAAACACACAAUCAAGAUGUUUAUGUGUCUCUGUGACCAAUAACAUCAGAAUGAGAUCAACUACAAAUAAAAAGUUGUCAAUGUUUUUGCAAUUGUUACAAACAAGCGAAGGAUAAAAAUAUGAAUUAAAUGAAAACCGAUGACUGUAUUAAAAUAUGAAUACAGUUUAGGCUACAUAGGCCUAUAUAUUGAAAUCAAUUUAAUGUUCAUUAAAUUUAGUUAUAUUUUGCUAAUUGCAGGCUACUGUCUAAUUUUUGCCACAAUAUAUUUAAUGAUAUGUAACAACGUGUGCGAUAAUGUGCCAAAUCUUGAUUUAAUGCAUUAUUAGCCUAUUGGGUAAGCAUUAGAAUAAGCCGCCUCAACAUUUUCAGCCAUAGGUAAUAUCUCUUCAGGAGCUGAUCCGUCGUCAGUAUUGUGGAAUAAAUACAGUGCUGCUUGAAAGAAUGUGAACCCUACAGGGCUGGUCAUUAUUUUGCUAUAAAAUAUUAAAAUAAACAUAUCAAAUCCUUAUCUAAACCCCAAUUCGUAAUAAAGACAUUCCAAGUAAAUGACAGAAACAAAAAAAAAUGAUAUAUUUUCAUUGUUUAUUUAACAAAAGUGGUUUAUUUAACAGAAACUCAGAUUUGAUGUGUGCAAAAAUAUGUGAACCCCUUCAGUCAAUGGCUUGUGGCACCUCCAUUAGCAGUGAUAACUUGGACUAAAUGGCUCCUAUAGCCAGUAAUCAGUCUCUGACAUCUGUUUUGAGGGAUUUUUGCCCACUCCUUACAGAACUCAGCCAGCUUCACGUCCUGCCACAGCAUCUCAAUUGGAUUUAGGUCAGGACUUUGACUUGCCCAAUCCAAAACACAAAUCUUCUUUCUCCUGAGCCAUUCUUUGGAAGAUUUGCAUGAAUGCUUUGGGUCGUUGUCUUGGAGGAAGAUCCAUUUUCGGCCCAGCUUUAGCUCCUUGACUGAUGGCCUGACGUUCUGUUCAAGAAUCUCCUGGUUCCCUUAAUGAUGUGGAGUCUUCCAGGUCCAGAGGAGGAAAAGCAACCCCAGAUCUUGACAUUCCCACCACAAUGCUUGACUGUUGGGAUAAGGUUAUUUUGGUGGUAGGCAGUGUUGGGUUUUCGCCAAACAUAGCAGUGUUGAUUGUGACCAAAAAGGUCAAUUUAUUAUUGUUCUUGGGGAUAUUUUGGAAGGGCGGCCACUUCUAGGCCGAGUCGCUAACAUGUUAAAUGCUCUUCAUUUGUAAAUUAUUUGCCUCACAGUGGACUGAUGGAGCUCAAAUAUUUUUGAGAUGAUUUUAUAGCCUUCCCAAGACUGAUGUGCUCUCACUACCCUCGUCCUGAUGUCCUCUGAGAUCUCCUUUCCUCUCGGCAUGGUGUGCUUUGCAUUCACCUGGAUGGGUAACACCAAACUGACCAGGUUUCUUAUCUCUCUUUAUCAGAGUCCCGCCCAAACUCUUUCCUAACGAUCUCUCCUUUGAUUGGUGCGUUUAGUAGCUAAUUAUUUACCCACCUGAUUCACUUAUUUUUGCACCUGCGCUAAUUCCUUUUUAAUUUUGUUUUUGUACUAGACGCAUGAUUUCCUCUACACCUGUUAUGUCAGAUCAAAAAGACUGGUUCUCAUUAAAUGAAGAUUUCAUGGUAAAAACUGAAAGUCUGUAAUUGCACAAGGGGUUCACAUACUUUCAAGCAGCACUGUAUAAUGCAAUUUUUUAAUGGAGAAAGCUGAUCCGAGAGCGGCGCUGCCUUUCUUUCAAUCCUAUCAGUGUCAACACAGGCCUCAGCGAUGCACUUAGCGAACAUUUUCUCUUCAUGUUUUUUUGGGAAAUGUUACAUCUUUGGCCAUUUGAAAGAAGGGUGCAUCGUUAAAACACUCGUAAGCCUAAGUUCCAUCGCUAUUGGGAAACCGGGCCCGGGUCGGUUUUUGUUGUGGGCUCUUACGAGUUCCUGCAGUCUUGUGUUUGUGUCAUUGCUCAGUGUCUCUGUGCUCUCCUCCCUCUGUGUCCUCCAGGCCUACCCAGACGGAAGCAGUAAGGAGAAGAGGCGCGUAGCCAUCGCCCAGGCCCUGGCCGGGGAGGUCAGUGUGGUGCCCCCCUCCCGUCUCAUGGCCCUGCUGGGACAGGUGGGUGACAUGUUCCUAUACCUCUGGGCAUCCAUAGGGUCUUUUCACGUUAGUUCAGCACAUACAAUCUGAUCUACGACCAGGCUAAUAUUCUGUUGCAGCAGCUUGACAUCUCACAUUUGAGACCACCGAUUAGUAUGUUAACCACCAUCUCUCUCAGUCCCUAAAAUGGCAGCAGCACCAGGGUCUCCUACCCCCGGGUAUGACCAUUGACCUGUUCAGGGGCAAGGCAGCCGUGAAGGACGUGGAGGAGGAGCGCUUCCCCACACAGCUCACCAGACAUAUAAAGGUACUGUAUGCCCAGAUGUGGUACUGUCAGUGUAUUUUAUUAGUGAGGAUGUUUUUUUUUAUGUUACCUCUUUGCCAUGUCUUUCUUACAACAGAGAUUCCUGUAUCUCAAUGGUACUGGCUUGGUUAUGCAAAGGAUAAUUGAAUCAAAUGAUGCAUGACAACAAGAACAAGGAGUGCUGCUUGUGUUUUUAUAAAAAUGCGGUGUUAUUCUUACUAGUUUGGGCAGAAGUCCCACGUGGAGUGUUCCCGCUUCUCUCCUGAUGGUCAGUACUUGGUCACGGGAUCAGUUGAUGGUUUCAUCGAGGUCUGGAACUUCACCACAGGCAAAAUCAGAAAGGUGCGUGUGCGAUCCAACACCAAAUGAUACUCGGAUUUGUGGCAAUUUGAGAAAUAACACUGGAUUUCAAUUCAUGGAGUUUUGAAAAUACCCUUGCUAGCGUUUCGUAAAAUGACCUAAUCAAAUGUUUGUGUGAUAGGAUCUGAAGUACCAGGCGCAGGAUAACUUCAUGAUGAUGGAUGAUGCAGUGCUGUGUAUGUGCUUCAGCAGGGACACAGAGAUGCUGGCCACAGGAGCCCAGGAUGGCAAAAUAAAGGUAUGUACUGUAGUGCUGAGCGAUUAACCGAAAUGUUGGUUAUUUUCCAGUUUUUAAACAACUAAUUGACCAACGUCGGUUAAAUUAUUUGAAUUCCAUUUCGUUCUGGUUUUUUCUGUGAGCUCGAUGUGCAGUUUCUGUAGAGAUAAAUCAGAUCAUGCCUGAACUGUGCGAUGUAGUAGGGAGUUGUAGUUUCCAACAGGCCAAUAUUCUACAUAGUUUAGCGCAGAAAACGUGGUAAUUAACUACAAUAACCAUAAUCCAUUGCACACCUGCUUAAACUUGUCCGGUCUGUGCGGAGCUGACACGGAGACUGAGAGAACCGCGAUCGAGAGGGAUAGAUGGAUAGAAAGCAGUUGCUUCGCAAGCCUGAAAAUGCAUGAUCUAAGUGGUUGAUAGUUGGUAUUCAGCAGUCAUAAAAGUAUGCCUUAUUUAUUUUGAAGAACUACUAAAAUAGUGAUUUAGUCAGACAGCAUAGGCAGCAGCUAUAAAGAGAUGAGAUGAUGAUUUGGAAUUAAAUAAUAGUUGUCAAAUAAAAGUAAUGAUGGUUAAUAAGUGAUAAGCAGUAAUGGGCAGUCACUACCAUCAUGGGACUUUCAUUAAUAGAUUUAUUCUGUGUUACAGCAUUCAACCGACAUAAUGCAUUGUGCAUUUAAUGUAAAAAAAAAAGAUUGAACUCAAAAACAGUGAUUAGUUUGUAAUAAUCGAACUGAAAACGAACUGACCUCAAAAAGCACUAAUCGCUCAGCACUAAUGUACUGACACUAUAGAGCCUUUCAACUGUCAAAACAAUAACACGUUCUACACUGAGUGUACAAAACAUUAAGAACAUCUGCUCUUUCCAUGACAUAGACUGACCAGGUGAAUACAGGUGAAAACUAGGAUCCCUUAUUGAUGUCACCUGUUAAAUCCACUUCAAUCAGUGUAGAUGAAGAGGAGGAGACAGGUUAAAGGAGGAUUUGAAAGAAUUGAGACAUGGAUUAAGUAUGUGUGCCAUUCAGAGGGUGAAUGGGCAAGACAAAAUAUUGAAUAUAUUUUGAAUAGGGGAAAAUCCUAGCCAAUUUUGAGCGCUGAGAGACUGUUUUACAACCGGGGUAUGCAGCAUUGGUUUCAUCAACUGCACACCAGUAUCAAUAGCGGGUUGGACAUUUGCGGUUAUAGCCUACACAAGUGCCGGUGGAAAGUUAUUUUAGGACAUCAGACAUGACAAUGAAAUGAAUACAUGCUAAAUAGUUGACUAGGGAGUUAACCAUCCAAACUAUACAACAUGUAUUGAAUUGGCUAUCUAGUUAGUCUGUUAGACUAUAUAAUUACUUUACCUGCUGCGCAAUGUCUCGCUCGCUCUCUCUUCAGGCAACUACCCCACUGGCAAACAUACAGGUGAUGCACACACCAUGACUUUUCCAGGAUUUUCAUUGCUGACCAAAAGUGAGCUAUAACUGGGUAAAUAACUAAUUCACUAGCAAUGAAUAUCAACAUUUGCUCACACGCAGUUAGGCACACUUUGAUAAAAAACAACACAUCUCACGUGAUUGAAAGACCGCUGGCGCCUGUCAGUGCAGGCCUGCAAUAAUUAUACUCCAAUGCGUUCCGAAGGACUCUUUGAUACAAUUCUGAUCGGAGUAGCCUAAUUGUUUGAUAUUGUGAUUUUGGGGAGAUUUAUUUUGUACUUGUCCAUUUGGACAACUUAAUGUAUAAUCUGCUUGUCCGGCAAUAAUUUUUUACUUACCCCGGGCAAGCGGACAAGCUUUAAUGUCGAGCCCUGCCAUAACCCCACUGCCACCAUGGGGCACUGUUCACAAUGUUGACAUCAGCAAACCGCUCGCCCACACGACGCCAUACACGCUGUCUGCUAACUGCCCGGUACAGUUGAACUCGGGAUUCAUCCUUGAGGAGCACACUUCUCCAGUGUGCCAGUGGCCAUCGGAAGGUGAGCAUUUGCCCGCUGAAGUCAGUUACGACUCCGAACUGCAGUCAUGUCAAGACCGUGGUGAGGAUGACGAGCACGCAGAUGAGCUUCCCUGAAUUCUUUGGUUGUGUAAACCUACCGUUUCAUCAGCUGUUCGGGUGGCUAGUCUCAGACGAUCCCGCAGGUGAAGAAGCCUGAUGUGGAGGUCCUGGGCUGGUGUGGUUACACGUGGUCUGUGGUUGAGGCAGGUUGGACGUGCUGCCAAAUUCUCUAAAGUUCUUAUGGUAGAGAAAUGAACAUUACAUUAUCUGGCAACAGCUCUGGUGGACAUUCCUGCAGUCAGCAUGCAAAUUGUACACUCCCUCAACUUGAGACAGCUAUGGCAUUGUGUUUUGUGACAAAACUGCACAUUUUAGAGUGGCCUUUUAUUGUCCCCAGCACAACAUGCACCUGUGUAAUGAUCAUGCUGUUUAAUCCGCUUCUUGAUAUGCCACACCUGUCAGGUGGAUGGAUUAUCUUGGCAAAGGAGAAAUGCUCACUAACAGGGAUGUAAACACAUUUGUGCAUAAGCUUUUUGUGCGUAUGGAAAAUGGGACCAAUACUUUACAUGAAGCGUUUUAUAUUUUUGUUCAGUAUACAAAUACUAGAACUGACACCUUGUGGUUAUAAUGUUGAACUGCAUAUGAUUACACCAGGAUCAUACAUAACAUGAAGCAAACAAAUAUUUUGAAAUUAAAUCAAAUGAACCUUUAAAUAUUCCUUUCUGCACACCCUCAUGAUGGUGAUAUUUGCUAAUGAUGUCUCUCUCCUGUGCAUGUCAUCCUUAAGGCCUACCUUCAAGGGUAGGGCUUGCACUAAUCCAUUUCAUGACGGCAUGUACACUAGCUGUAGGAGUCAAAUCUUGUAUCCUUCAACAUGCUUAGCCUCAUUGUCUAAUGAAAAAUAACCCACACUGCUCUUGCCAGUAUCAGCCUUUUCUUUUCAAGAUAUUAGCAAAUGAUCCUUACACAUGUUAUCUCAGAUGUAAGUGGUUUUUAAUAUUCCUAAUAAUAUCAUUUAAAAUUGAGAAAACCUCAACAAAAUGUCAACAAUGUGUGACGACUUGCUAAUCCUGUUUCAGUAUAGAAAUGACAAGCCUCAUUGGACAUGCCCACGAAGCCGAUACUAAUCCCAUCAUAUGUCUGCAUGAGGCAUGCAUGCCAUAAAUAAUUUCACAACCACUGUAAGCAAUGGAAGCAAAAGGGUAGAGCAUGGAUAGUGGAGGCAAGAGAAAUACCCUGGAGAGUGAACACAGUGAAGGGUCACUUUUACAUGGGCAGCAAAGUAGCCAUUUUAAUGUAUGAGUUCCAUCCCUGUAUGGCUGACGGGGCCGGGACGCAAACCUUAAUCAAAUGAAGCUAGCGUGCCAACCACUGGAGAAGGAGAGUUGAAUGAAGCAAAAUUGCAGGAGGGGUGACGGGUGCUUUCGCAAUUCAUCCUCGAUUCCUCUCAUCACCUUCUCAAAACCCAUUUGAGAAGAAAGUCAGAGGGGAGGGACCUUGUACCUUCUCCAAUACAGUUGCGAUAGGAUGUGAGUAAUCAAGGAAAGACAAAGUGAGACAAAGCCCUAGUAGUCAUCGUGUGGUGAUGUCACCCACCCUGAGACUUCAAGUAUUGUUAUCCUAGCCCAACCAAGAUCAUGGUUUUGGUAGGAUAAUGGACGCUGCUUUGCGGGUUUGAAGUGUUGUUGUGGACAGGGGUUGCAUCCUAGGUCAGCCAUACAGGGAUCGUUACACUCACACCAAUAAUCAAGGACAUCAGCUGCAACUGCAAAUCUGUGCAAUGUCAGACAAAAUCAGAGUGAAUGACAACCAAAUAAAACAGACAAACAGGGAAUGUUCAAUGUCCAAACAAUACAAAAUACUUAAUUCAAAGAAUCAACACUUCAUUUCAUAUCCUACAAAGACAGCUUAUGUAAAUGUUAGUGGGUUUAGCCAUCCAUCUUACUCCAAAACAAGAGAUGAUUGAAUAGUUAAAUGAAUAGUGUCUAAUACAAAUAAUCAGCAGAAUGUCAGGGCUGGGCUGGAACAGAAACCAGCACACCCAGUAGCUAGAUAUCUAGGAGCAAGGUUGGCCAUGCAUGUUCUAAAUCUAUGUAAUGUUACUUAACAGUAUAUUUGUAAUCUUACAACCAAUUCUAACAGUAAACCGAUAUCAUAUGUAACCCAUUGGAGAUAUACCCUUCAGUCUCUCCAGGACUUGGGACCUUCAUCUGCAGACCGGGUUAAGCAGCUUUCACAGGUCUCUGUAUCUGAGGUUAGGAAACAUCGAAAUUAGACCAGGACUUGAUUCAUUAUUCUCAAGUGAUAUAACAUUUCAUAUUGUUGCAAUUGUUUUUGUAUUGUCAUAGUUCUCUCUUUGGGACUGGAAAUCUGUUUAUUAGCUAGCUAGGUAGCUAACAUUGUUGUUUUUAGCAGAUCAAGCUAACAUUUGUGUCAUACAUUUUUUGUGGGGAUGGCUGUCUAUCCUAAUUAUAUGUAGCUAUCUAGCUGACGUUACCUAGAAUAGAUGCUGUAAACCAAUGACCUGUGUGCUACACAUCAUCCUGCGGCUAAUGUUACUAUCCAUGCAGGCAAUGCAGCCCGCUGCGAUGCUUCUUUGGGAAAUCUUUAAAUUGCAAAAAUAGAUUUGUCUCUGCUCGUAAGGACCAUCCCACCCAUGAAUACUAUGGUCCAAAUGCUAAUUUUGACCUUGAUAAAACAACUAGACUAAGCUAGUUAGCCUAGCUGUUUACAGCUGCGAUGGAACAGCUGUUUACAAAUGCACCGGAAGUUCUUUGGGGUUCCAGGGUUCACUUCCGCGCCUCCUUAAAAAGGUCUAUAGGAGUUCUCACUUUUGAUGUUCAAACUCUUGCAUUGGGUUGAGUGGAUACUCACACUACCGUCCCUACCUCAUUUCUCCUCUGACAGGUAUGGAAGAUCCAGAGUGGCCAGUGCUUGCGGCGCUUUGAGCGCGCCCACAGUAAAGGUGUCACCUGCCUCAGUUUCUGCAAGGACAGCAGCCAGCUGCUCAGUGCCUCAUUUGACCAGACCAUUAGGUAACCUUCAUAAAUGAAACUAUUUUUCUCUCAUGCUUUCUCUUUUCUGACUUUCUCCUUUUUUCUGCCUAUAGAUCAGUGGUCACCAAUGAACCAUAACUGUUAUGUUUUUGCGUUCCACAGGGUUCACGGGCUGAAGUCAGGCAAGUCGCUGAAAGAGUUCCGAGGACAUUCUUCGUUUGUUAAUGAAGCAACAUUCACACCUGACGGCCACCAUAUCAUCAGCGCUUCCUCUGACGGCACCGUAAAGGUAUGACCCCCACGCUGCUAGAAGCCAACAGUCCCAUAAUCUACAAGUCGAACAUCUCAUUCCAAAAUCAUGGGCAUUAAUAUGGAGUUGGUCUUCCCGUUGCUGCUAUAACAGCUUCCACUCUAAUGGGAAGGCUUUCCACUAGAUGUUUGAACAUUGCUGCGGGGACUUGCUUCCAUUCAGCCACGAGCAUUAGUGAGGUUGGGCACUGAUGUUGGGCGAUUCGGCCUGGCUCACAGUCUGCAUUCCAAUUCAUCCCAAAGGUGUUCGAUGGGUUUGAGGUCAGGGCUCUGUGUCAGGGCUCCAAGUUCUUCCACACCGAUCUCAACAAGCCAUUUCUGUAUGGACCUCGCUUUCUGCACGGGGGCGUUGUCAUGCUGAAACAGGAACAGGCCUUCCCCAAACUGUUGCCACAAAGUUGGAAGCACAGAAUCGUCUAGAAUGUCAUUGUAUGCUGUAGGGUCCUAGCCCGAACCAUGGAAAACAGCCCCAGACCAUUAUUCCUCCUCCGCCAAACUUUACAGUUGGCACUAUGCAUUCGGGCAGGUAACGUUCUCCUGGCAUCCGCCAAACCCAGAUUCGUCCGUCGGACUGCCAGAUGGUGAAGCGUGAUUCAUCACUCCAGAGAACGCGUUUCCAGAGUCCAAUGGCGGCGAGCUUUAAACCACUCCAGCCGACGCUUGACAUUGCGCAUGGUGAUCUUAGGCUUGUGUGCGGCUGCUCGUCCAUGGAAACCCAUUUCAUGAAGCUCCCAACGAACACUUCUUGUGCUGAAGUUGCUUCCAGAGGCAGUUUGGAACUCAAUAGUGAGUGUUGCAACCGAGGACAGACGAUUUUUACGCGCUAUGUGCUUCAUCACUCGGCGGUCCCGUUCUGUGAGCUUGUGUGGCCUACCACUUCGCGGCUGAGCCGUUGUUGCGCCUAGACAUUUCCACUUCACAAUAACAGCACUUACAGUUGACUGGGGCAGCUCUAGCAGGGCAGAAAUUUGACGAACUGACUUGUUAGAAAGGUGGCAUCCUAUGACGGUGCCAUGUUGAAAGUACUGAGCUCUUCAGUAAGGCCAUUCUACUGCCAAUGUUUGUCUAUGGAGAUUGCAUGGCUGUGUACUCUAUUUUAUACACCACCUGUCAGCAUUUGAAGGGGUGUCCACAUACUUUUGUGUGUACAGUGCAUGUUGUUACGCUACAGCCUUAUUCUGAAAUGGAUUAAAUUGUUUUUUUCCCCUCCUCAAUCUACACACAAUACCCCAUAAUGACAAAGCAAAAACAGUUUUUUAGAAAUUGUAGCAAAUGUAUAAAAAAAUAAACGUAUCACAUUUACAUAAGUAUUCAGACCCUUUACUAAGUACUUUGUUGAAGCACCUUUGGCAACGAUUACAGCCUCAAGUCUUUUUGGGUAUGACGCUACAAACUUGGCACACGUGUAUUUGGGGUGUUUCUCCCAUUCUUCUCUGCAGAUCCUCAAGCUCUGUCAGGUUGGAUGGGGAGCGUCGCAGCAUGUCUAUUUUAAGGUCUCUCCAGAGAUGUUUGCUCGGGUUAAAGUCCGGGAUCUGGCUGGGCUACUCAAGGACAUUGAGAGACUUGUCCCGAAGCCACUCCUGCGUUGUCUUGGCUGUGUGCUUAGGGUCGUUGUCCUGUUGGAAGGUGAACCUUCGCCCCAGUCUGAGGUCCUGAGCGCUCUGGAGCAGGUUUUCAUCAAGGAUCUCUCUGUACUUUGCUCCAUUCAUCUUUCCCUCGAUCCUGACUAGUCUACCAGUCCCUGCCGCUGAAAAACAUCCCCACAGCAUGAUGCUGCCACCACCAUACUUCACCGUAGGGAUAGUGCCAGGUUUCCUCCAGACGUGACGCUUGGCAUUCAGGCCAAAGAGAUCAAUCUUGGUUUCAUCAAACCAGAGAAUCUUGUUAUUCAUGGUCUGAGAGUCCUUUAGGUGCCUUUUGGCAAACUCUAAGCGGGCUGUCAUGUGCCUUUUACUGAGGAGUGGCUGCUGUCUGGUCACUCUACCAUAAAGGCCUGAUUGGUGGAGUGCUGCAGAGAUGGUUGUCCUUCUGGAAGUUUCUCCCAUCUCCACAGAGGAGCUCUGUCAGAGUUACCAUCAGGUUCUUGGUCACCUCCCUGACCAAGGCCCUUCUCCCACGGUCGCUCAGUUUGGCCGGGUGGCCAGCUCUUGGUGGUUCCAAACUUCUCCAAUUUAAGAAUGAUGGAGGCCACUCUGUUCUUGGGGAUCUUCAAUGCUGCAGACAUUUUUUGGUGCCCUUCCCCAGAUCUCUGCCUCGACACAAUCCUGUCUCGGAGCUCUACAGAUAAUUCCUUCGACCUCAUGGCUUGGGAUUUGCUCUUAUAUGCACUGUCAACUGUGGGACCUUAUGUUGACAGGUGCGUGCCUUUCCAAAUCAUGUCCAAUCAAUUGAAUUUACCACAGGUGGACUCCAAUCAAGUUGUAGAAACAUUUCAAGGAUGAUCAAUACAAACAGGAUGCACCUGAACUCAAUUUCGAGUCUCAUAGCAAGGGGUCUGAAUACUUUUUUUAAAAUAUACAUUUGCAAAAAAUUCUAACAACCUGUUUUCUCUGUCAUUAUGGAGUAUUGUGUUUAAUCCAUUUUAGAAUAAGGCUGUAACGUAACAACAUGUGGAAAUAGUCAAGGGGUCUAAAUACUUUCCGAAUGCACUGUAUAUACACUGCUCAAAAAAAUAAAGGGAACACUUAAACAACACAAUGUAACUCCAAGUCAAUCACACUUCUGUGAAAUCAAACUGUCCACUUAGGAAGCAAUACUGAUUGACAAUAAAUUUCACAUGCUGUUGUGCAAAUGGAAUAGACAACAGGUGGAAAUUAUAGGCAAUUAGCAAGACACCCCCAAUAAAGGACUGGUUUUGCAGGUGGUGACCACAGACCACUUCUCAGUUCCUAUGCUUCCUGGCUGAUGUUUUGGUCACUUUUGAAUGCUGGCGGUGCUUUCACUCUAGUGGUAGCAUGAGACGGAGUCUACAACCCACACAAGUGGCUCAGGUAGUGCAGCUCAUCCAGGAUGGCACAUCAAUGCGAGCUGUGGCAAGAAGGUUUUCUGUGUCUGUAAGCGUAGUGUCCAGAGCAUGGAGGCGCUACCAGGAGACAGGCCAGUACAUCAGGAGACGUGGAGGAGGCCGUAGGAGGGCAACAACCCAGCAGCAGGACUGCUACCUACGCCUUUGUGCAAGGAGGAGCAGGAGGAGCACUGCCAGAGCCCUGCAAAAUGACCUCCAGCAGGCCACAAAUGUGCAUGUGUCUGCUCAAACGGUCAGAAACAGACUCCAUGAGGGUGGUAUGAGGGCCCGACGUCCACAGGUGGGGUUUGUGCUUACAGCCCAACACCGUGCAGGACGUUUGGCAUUUGCCAGAGAACACCAAGAUUGGCAAAUUUGCCACUGGCGCCCUGUGCUCUUCACAGAUGAAAGCAGGUUCACACUGAGCACGUGACAGACGUGACGGAGUCUGGAGACGCCGUGGAGAACGUUCUGCUGCCUGCAACAUCCUCCAGCAUGACCGGUUUGGCGAUGGGUCAGUCAUGGUGUGGGGUGGCAUUUCUUUGGGGGGGCCGCACAGCCCUCCAUGUGCUCGCCAGAGGUAGCCUGACUGCCAUUAGGUACCGAGAUGAGAUCCUCAGACCCCUUGUGAGACCAUAUGCUGGUGUGGUUGGCCCUGGGUUCCUCCUAAUGAAAGACAAUGCUAGACCUCAUGUGGCUGGAGUGUGUCAGCAGUUCCUGCAAGAGGAAGGCAUUGAUGCUAUGGACCGCCCGUUCCCCAGACCUGAAUCCAAUUGAGCACAUCUGGGACAUCAUGUCUCGCUCCAUCCACCAACGCCACGUUGCACCACAGACUGUCCAGGAGUUGGCGGAUGCUUUAGGCCAGGUCUGGGAGGAGAUCCCUCAGGAGACCAUCCGCCACCUCAUCAGGAGCAUGCCCAGGCGUUGUAGGGAGGUCAUACUUUUUUGAGCAGUGUAUAUAGCGUAAAUUGACUUGUCUCCACCCAAUAGCAGAUUGUUUAAUUCAUGGUAUGACCAGUAUACCUUUAUUUAUAGCAUAAUAUACAGUACCAGUCAAACGUUUGGACACCUACUCAUUCAAGGGUUUUUCUUUAUUUAUACUAUUUUCUACAUUGUAGAAUAAUAGUGAAGACAUUAAAACGAUGAAAUGUAACACAUAUGGAAUCAUGUAGUAACCAAAAAAGUGUUAUUCAAAUAAACAAAUAUUUUAGAUUCUUCAAAGUAGCCACCCUUUGCCUUGAUGACAGCUUUGCACACUCUUGGCAUUCUCUCAACCAGCUUCAUGAGGAAUGCUUUUCCAACAGUCUUGAAGGAGUUCCCACAUAUGCUAAGUACUUGUUGGCUGCUUUUCCUUCACUCUGCGGUCCAACUCAUCCCAAACCAUCUCAAUUGGGUUGAAGUCGGGGGAUUGUGGAGGCCAGGUCAUCUGAUGCAGCACUCCAUCACUCUCCUUCUUGGUCAAAUAGCCCUUACACAGCCUGGAGGUGUGUUUUGGGUCAUUGUCCUGUUUAAAAACAAAUGAUAGUCCCACUAAGCGCAAACCAGAUGGGAUGGUGUAUCGCUGCAGAAUGCUGUGGUAACCAUGCCGGUUAAGUCUGCCUUGAAUUCUAAAUAUAUCACAGACAGUGUCACCAGCAAAGCACCAUCACACCACCUCCUCCAUGCUUCACGGUGGGAACCACACAUGCGGAGAUAAUCCGUUCACCUACUCUGCGUCUCACAAAGACAAGCGGAUUGUAACCAAAAAUCUCAAAUUUGGACGCCAGACCAAAGGACAGAUUUCCACCGGUCUAAUGUCCAUUGCUCGUGUUUCUUGGCCCAAGCAAGUCUCUUCUUAUUAUUGGUGCCCUUUAGUAGUGGUUUCUUUGCAGCAAUUCGACCAUGAAGACCUGAUUCAUGCAGUCUCCUCUAAACAGUUGAUGUUGAAAUGUGUCUGUUACUUGAACUCUGUGAAGCAUUUAUUUGGGCUGCAAUUUCUGAGGCUGGUAAGUCUAAUGAACUUAUCCUCUGCAGCAGAGGUAACUCUGGGUCUUCCUUUCCUGUGGCGGUCCUCAUGAGAGCCAGUUUCAUCAUAGCGCUUGAUGGUUUUUGCGACAGCAAAGUUCUUGAAAUGUUCCAGAUUGACUGACCUUCAUGACUUAAAGUAAUGAUGGACUGUUGUUUCUCUUUGCUUAUUUGAGCUGUUCUUGCCAUAAUAUGGACUUGGUAUUUACCAUAUAGGGCUAUCUUCUAUAUACCACCCUACCUUUUCACAACACAACUGAUUGGUUCAAACACAUUAAGAAAGAAAUUCCACAAAUUAGCUUUUAACAAGGCACACCUGUUAAUUGAAAUGCAUUCCAGGUGACUACCUCAUGAAGCUGGUUGAGAGAAUGCCAAGAGUCAUCAAGGCAAAGGGUGGCUACUUUGAAGAAUCUAAAAUAUUUUGAUUUGUUUAUUUCAUAGUUUUGAUGUCUUCACUAUUAUUCUACAAUGUAGAAAAUAGUUUUAAAAAACAAAGAAAAACCCUUGAAUGAGUAGGUGUCCAAACUUUUGACUGGUACUGUAUGUUCUCGGCUUUUGAUUGUUAACCCUUGUCCGUGAAUCUCUGUCAGGUCUGGAACAUGAAAACCACAGAAUGCACCAACACCUUCAAGUCCCUUGGCACUUCGGCCGGCACCGACAUCACAGUCAACAACGUCAUCCUGCUGCCCAAGAACCCAGAGCACUUUGUGGUGUGCAACCGCUCCAACACCGUAGUCAUCAUGAACAUGCAGGGCCAGGUCAGGACUCAACUUGACCACUUACAGUCAUUAAACACUUAUAACUGAAUGAGUAUGAAGUAUUCAUUUUGAAUAUUUGAAAAUGAUAGACAUGUAAUGUAUUACCUUAUUCCCCCUCUGUCCUCCAGAUUGUGAGGAGUUUCAGCUCUGGUAAGAGGGAGGGAGGAGACUUUGUCUGCUGUACGCUGUCUCCCCGUGGCGAGUGGAUCUACUGUGUAGGAGAGGACUUUGUACUCUACUGCUUUAGCACAGUCACCGGCAAGCUGGAGAGAACCCUGACAGUAUGUGUAUUCCUAAUCAUCAAUAUUUUAAUACCGUAUGCCUUAACUGUGGAGGAUCUCCUCCUACAAUAUUGCACCAAUUUUCUUUAUUUUAGGCUCGAAAGAAGCACGUUGUCCUCUUACAUGCCACUGGCCACAUUAUAUUCCACUUUUGUUUUGGAAUGUCCGGUAUCCCGGGAUACCAUGCUGUCACAAUGUAAAUGAUGCAAGCAUUUGUAGGCCAAUGUAUCUGUAGAAUGACUACAUUACCUAUAAUGUUCAUUGAUUGGUAAUUCCAAAUGACCAUGGCAAUUAUGCAUCACAAUAGUUAUAUUAAUAUGCAACAUGCAGCAAUCCAUGGUAUCCAAGGUUGGCUACUAUGAACUGAGCUGCUGUGCAUAUAGCACCCUAAUUCCCUGUGUGAAAUCUUCAACGGCAGAUCUCAAGACCCACUGCCUGUUUUCCCCAAAUCUUAAACUAACCCUCAAAUCCUUUCAAAUAAUGCAAAUAAAGCAAGGUGCAUAAUGAUCACUAUGUCUAAACAUAGGCAACAAACGUGAGCUGGUAGAUUAGUCCGCCCACACGGGAGAGAUGGAGAUUACAUUCCCAGUUUGGAUGCGCAUCGGACAUGCAGGACCAGCCCUAACAUAUAGGCCUACUGUUUUUAUUAACAUAGGUCUACCAUGAAGCCAUGUUAUCUAUCAAAACAUGUAAUUUUAAAGAGAAAGCAUGUGCCAUGAUCCGACAGGAAAUAGGCCUAUGGGAGUUGUUUUUUUAUGCUCCGGAGAGUAUAUUACUGGUAUAUAUCCAGACACCCAAAAACUGAACAGAUGAAUGCAUUUUGAUUUGCAGGUGGGGUGAAUUGCAUUGCAAUCAUUAAAAACAUUUACCUCAAGCCUGGUUAAAACUGUUACUUCCCAAUUAUAAAAAUAAGAGUUGUUUAUUUAUUUUCAUGUGUGUUGAUGUAAUUUAGUCAGACAGGGUCAGGGACAAUGCACGUAAUUCAACAUUGUCCAUUCGGAAAGUAUUCAGACCCCUUGACUUUUUCGACAUUUUGUUACGUUACAGCCUUAUUCUAAAAUUGAUUACAUAAUUUUUUGGUCCUCAUCAAUCUACACACAAUAUCCCAUAAUGACAAAGCAAAAACAGUUUUUUUUAUUAUUUUGCAAAUGUAUUACAAAUAAACAGAAAUACCUUAUUUACAUAAGUAUUCAGACCCUUUGCUAUGAGACUCGAUAAUUGAGCUCAGGUGCAUCCUGUUCCAUUGAUCAUCCUUGAGAUGUUUCUACAACUUGAUUGUAGUCCUCCUGUGGUAAAUUCAAUUGAUUGGACAUGAUUUGGAAAGGCACACACCUGUCUAUAUAAGGUCCCACAGUUGACAGUGCAUGUCAGAGCAAAAACCAAGCCAUGAGGUCGAAGGAAUUAUCCCUAGAGCUCCGAGACAGGAUUGUGUCGAGGCACAGAUCUGAGGAAGGGUACCAAAAGUCACCUAAAAGCCUCUCAGACCAUGAAACAAGAUUCUCUGGUCUGAUGAAACCAAGAUUGAACUCUUUGGCCUGAAUGCCAAGCGUCAUGUCUGGAUGAAACCUGGCACUAUCCCUAAGGUGAAGCAUGGUGGUAGCAGCAUCAUGCUGUGGGGAUGUUUUUCAGCGGCAGGGACUGGGAGACUAGUCAGGAUCGAGGGAAAGAUGAACGGAGCAAAGUACAGAGAGAUCCUUUGAUGAAAACCUGCUCCAGAGCACUCAGGACCUCAGACUGGGGCGAAGGUUCACCUUCCAACAGGACAACAACCCUAAGCACACAGCCAAGACAACGCAGGAGUGGCUUCAGGACAAGUCUCUGAAUGUCCUUGAGUGGCCCAGCCAGAGCCCAGACUUGAACCCAAUCAAAUAUUUCUGGAGAGACCUGAAAAGUGUGCCAAGCUUGUAGCAUCAUACCCAAAAAGACUUGAGGCUGUAAUCGCUGCCAAAGGUGCUUCAACAAAGUACUGAGUAAAGGGUCUGAAUACUUAUGGAAAUGUGAUAUUUUCGGGGUUUUUUAUACAUUUGCUCAAAUUUCUAAAAACCUGUUUUUGCUUUGUCAUUAUGGGGUAUUGUGUGUAGAUUGAUGAGGGGGAAAAAAACAAUUUAAUCAAUUUUAGAAUAAGGCUGUAACGUAACUAAAUAUGGAAAAAGUCAAGGUGUCUGAAUACUUUCCAAAUGCACUGUAUAUUAUCACACCGGAUAGGUGGAGUGAAAUGUGUUGUUUUACAGGGUCAGCCAUAGUAGGAUGGUGCCCCUGAAGCAAACUAGGGUUAAGUGCCUUGCUCAAGGGCACAUUAACAGAUUUUUCACCUUCUCGGCUCGUCGAACCAGCGACCUUACGGUUACUGGCCCAACGCUUUAACCACUAGGCUACCUGCCGCCCUCGUUAGAUUAAUGUGAAAUUGCCUGGAUUGACUAUAGCCUAAAGGUUGUAUUAGAAUCUCAUCAUGACAUCUCGUCUCCCCUACCCCAGGUCCAUGAGAAGGAUGUGAUUGGCAUCGCCCACCACCCCCACCAGAACCUCAUCUCCACGUACAGUGAGGACGGCCUACUCAAACUCUGGAAACCCUGAGCAUAGCCCUGCUUAACCCCACAAGCCCCCUUCCAUCGGCAUGCCAGCUGCUCUUCCCAUGGGACUGUGCAGUGCUUUCCCUACCAUCUCUUUACUGCAGGCCGGGUAGGGUCUCCCAUCUAGCUCUGUUGUUCAUGCCAAAAUGCUUUGGCCCCAAUUAAUAUCAAUUGGCAGUCCGUGUUGCUGUUUUGGGGCUCCUGCGCUACGCCUAAGACGAGGUCUAGCGGGGGGAAACACUGGGGUAUUGGGAGUGCAGGCGUAGGCAUUAGAAAUACUUGUUUUUUAUAUAUAAAAAAUAUUCAUGUAAAUAUAUUUUUUAAUUGCAUUUAUU
This is a messenger RNA of Coregonus sp. 'balchen', 18174 nucleotides long. The record is from the annotation of a GenBank genome assembly. NCBI's taxonomy places the organism in Eukaryota, Metazoa, Chordata, Actinopteri, Salmoniformes, Salmonidae.